AGUGAAAUGAAAAGAAAAUGUGAAAAACAAGUUCGCUGACCUCACUUACAUCCUUUCGUUUCAUAUUGUUCUGUGGUCAUUGGUAACCACACUGCUCUAUUAUUUUCCAUGUCUUCUUCCCUUUCCCCUUUUCAUGCUCUGAUACUUUUUCCUGAUACCACACCUGCAGUAAAAUGGGUGGAAAUUUGCAUUUUGCUCCUCUGUGAUGGGGUGUGGGAGAGAACUGGCCCUGCGUGUGGGGAAGGGAUUUUUCUUUUUCAGUCCUGAUCAAGUUCCUCUGAUUAUAGUGGAGAGAUUAGGUCAUGGCAGUGAUGCAUUGUAAAACCUCUCUGUCUGACUCAGGUUUACAAACCACAAUCUGGACAUUUGCUUGCAAAAGAUACUACUGACUCGGAAAGAUUUGAAGGUCAUUUCAUGAUGGCACAUUCAACUAUAAGUGUCCAGCCAGGCUUGGUGGUGACCACUAAUAAUGCGAGGCUAAACCAGUGGAAUAGCGGAGUGUGUGACUGCUGUGAAGACAUGGGCAUCUGUUGCUGUGGUUUCUGGUGUCCAUACUGCCUCAUGUGCAGGACCAGUGAGGAAUUUGGAGAGUGCCUCUGUCUCCCCCUGCUGGAGAUGUGCUUUGGUGGCAUCUUGCCUCCUGUCACACUCGCUGUGCGGAGCAGUAUGAGAGAGAGAUUCCACAUCAAGGGUUCGAUACAGGAUGACUGCUGUGUGGUGACCUUCUGCACCGUGUGCGUGUGGUGUCAGAUGGCGAGAGAGCUGAAGGCUCGACGACACUCCCUAGUGGUCAUCAACCCUGCCGUCAACCCAGUUCACCAGCACCCGCAGGCUUUCAACCAGCCUCUGCAACCCAUCAAUCCUGCCUACCAGUGACCUCAGAGAACAUAAUCACACCUGCGGUCCUUUAACCUCAAGCUGCUCAAAGAGCUAAAUCUGUUGUUGAAAUUACAUAGUGAAAUUUAUUCUUUCAUUUUCAUAUUUAUAUCUAGCCUACCUGUUUUACAAUGCCAAUAUUUUUACAGAACAAAACAAUAUUGCAUUUUUCUAAUUUUUUCAGCACUUUUCUCUAUAGUUAAAUUGCCAAAUAUAGUAAAAAAAAAAAAAAAUAGAAAGCAAAGAUUGGGUGUACACCUGUUU
Messenger RNA from Carassius gibelio (silver crucian carp), 1140 nucleotides. RefSeq names its product plac8 onzin related protein 6 (gene ponzr6). The transcript is spliced from 4 exons. The record is from RefSeq and is a predicted model, not a curated record. Bases 415 to 876 code for a protein of 153 amino acids. Lineage: Eukaryota; Metazoa; Chordata; Actinopteri; Cypriniformes; Cyprinidae.